AUGUCAUCAAGUGAGCAACCGAAAAAGAAAGCAACAUCGGAGCCUUCAAAAAAGAAGAAAAAGCUUUCAAAACUUGACGCAAUUGCGGAGGCAAUUGCCAAGCAAUUCAACAAGGCACAAAAAUCUAAAGCCUCUCAUGAAAAAUGUAUUGCUUCAUUAUUGGAAAUUAUGAACGAUGAUUAUGAAAAGUUUCUUGAGAAAUUCUUUGAACUUGUGCAUCCCGUGCUGAUCGUUUCCAAGAGUGAGAAGUCGGCGGAAAAUAUUAUUCAGUUGAUUGCAAAGUUUUGUGCUGCAGCAAAGUCACAGGAACUGUCGUCUGAGUCGAACGCCGCAGAGCAAGGCUUUGAUUUUACAGUUGAUUUUGUUGAUAAUUUAAUUGUCUAUGCCAACGCUUCAAACAAAACUGUAAGAUAUAGGGUAGCACAAAUAACAAGCCAAAUUAUCGAAAAGAGUCCAAUGUUGGAGGAGAUUGACGAAGAUUUUGUCAAUUCAAUCAAAGAAAAGUUUGUACCAAGGCUAAGAGACAAACUUCCAGCUGUUCGAUUAAUGGCUGUCUCCGUUCUUGCUAAAUUUCAAGACCCUCAUUCCCAAUGUGCAAUAAUGUCAGAAUUUCUUCGCAUGAUGGGCUCAGAUCCAAACAAGGACGUUAGAAAAGAAACAGUGAAGCGAAUCUUUUUGUUAAAACAAACUCUUGGCCCAGUUGUUGAGAAAGUAAAAGACAUAAAGGAGGAAGUGAGAGGUGCAGCAUACGAAAAGAUUUUCUCCACAGUCAAGAUGAGAAACUUUACCAUUCAGCAAAGAGUUAACAUGAUCAAUUAUGGAUUGGAGGAAAGAGACGCCAAUGUAAAAGCGCAAUUUGAGCGCUUGUUCAUUGAAAAAUGGUUCACUGAUUUUAAGUUUGAUAUUUCUAUGCUUCUGACCAAUCUAGACGUUAUAGAAUACGAAACUACUUGUGAAAAGCUCAUUAGAUUAAUUUUGGACAGGUCAGACAAGAUUGAAAUAGUUGGAGAUAAGGUUGAUUUCCAAUCACUGACUCCAGAACUAGCACUAUUUUGGAGAUGCAAAUGUCAAUACCUGGCAUCAAAAAAAAAGGAAAUCGAUGAUUUACUUCCUCCAUCUAUUACUGGUUUUGUACAUUUAGUUAUCGAGUAUCUCAAACAGUAUGAUGAAUUUGUUGUCAGACAGUUACUAAUAAUUUCGAAAUAUCUUGAUUACAGCGAUGAGGUUGGAAGAUCUAAUGUCCAUUCAUUAUUGAGCGAGAUGCUUUCUUCAUUCCACGACCCAGAGGCUCAUGUAAAAGAAAUAAUUGAGUCCUUGAAAUGUAUUCUUCCAAACCCUGAAGAUUUUCAAACAACUAUACUAAACAGAAUAGACGAGCUUCGAAAGGCAGCACUAAGCAUGUCCAAGAACAGAAACAUCCAAGGUGAACACUUUGAAUUGCAGAAAAAAGAGAGAAUACAACAACUGAACCUCACGAAACAAGAAAUUAUUAUCAAAAUACAACAACUGACUGUUGAGAAAACUAAUCUGGCCCAAAAAGAAGAGUAUUUGGCAGCUAAAGAAAAAUUAGAUCAAAUUUACGUGCUUUACAGGCAACUGAAAGAGAUUGAAGCUGAGAUCACCAAAAGAGAUGAAGUGAGACCAGACAUGGAAGAAAUAUGUUUGUGGUUGCGAGCAUUGCAAACUACAUCUGAGUUUAUAAUGCAGGCGUAUUUACCAGUUGAUAUUUCUCAAUUCAUUUAUCUCGUAGAUGACCUUAUUUUGAUUGCCUUAGAUCAUGAUUUUGACAAUCUUAGAUCUCUUGCAAUCAAAACACUCGGCCAGUUUAGUUCUUUAAAUAUUGAUAUUGCGAAGCAGCAUGUUGGAAGACUUGUUACUAUUCUUUCACAAGAGGCAAAUGAUGAUUGUAUCAAUGCAGUUCUUCAAGCGUUAUUCGAUAUAUUCCGUAUUCAUUCUGUACCAACACUUCUGUCACAACAAGAAAGCAAAAAGAUAAUCCUCAAGAUGAAGGAUAAAUGCUCUUCAAGUAGCAGACAAGUUAGAACUACUGGUUGUGAAGGUUUUGCCAGAUUACUCCUGACCAAUACGAUGUACGAACAAGACUCUGCAGAGAUUUUAUCUGAUUUAAUCUUGCUGCUUUUCAACGAAGCCACAGAAAAGGAUCACAGAUUACGCCAAUGCCUUACAAUCUUCUUUCCAGCAUAUGCUUACAAAUCUGCCAAUAAUAUGAAAACAAUGGCUUCUAUAUUUAUCAAUACUUUACGACGUGUUAUUCAUGCAGACAAGAAAUCAACCCUUUCUAAAAUUAACAUACAGAUUUUAAGUCAAUACCUAUUAGACCUCACCAAUCCAGAAAAGUUGUCAGACAAACAGAAAUCAGAAAUCAAAGUUGAUACUCUUUGUUUACAUGAAAAUAUUGGUAUUGCAUUGGCAUACGAAAUACUAUUGAAACCAACUUCAAAGGAAUCUCAAAUUUAUUGCAAAUUAUUUCCGUCACUUUCAAUUUACAAUACUAACAGGUAUCAAAUCAAGAAGCUCAUCGCUCUAUUAGAGAGAGUACGAGAAAAGAUUCCAAACAAAAUUACUCAACGGUCUUUGGACAAGUAUUUGGAAACAGUACAGCAAAAUCUUACCAAGUCAAAAGAAGGAGAAGAACAAGAAGGUGACGACGAGACAACGAACUUGGACCAAAAAAUUGUUGAAGAAAUUGAAUUGGAGGUUAGCCAAAUUGAAAUGGAUCUUGAGGUAUUUAUUGAUGCUCUCGAUGAAAAGCAUAUUGAACAUUCAAGGACUCCUAACGCAGCAAAACGUCAGGAGAGAGCAAAGAAUCCUAAUCAAUCAGAAAUUAGAGUGAAUUUAAUUGAAAUCGGUGAAGAGCGAACAAAAUUAUUCUCAACUCCUACACAAUCCAAAUCUAGUAGAUAUCCCACCCCUCCAACAAUCAAUGAGUCUCCCAUCCAAGGUGCAAAAGCACCUUCUCCAUUCACCCCUCUCACACCUCAAGACGAAGAAGAACUUGAUAUUCGAGCAACUCCUAAUCGCAAAUCCAUAUCCUCUAAGCAAGUGUCAUCAGGAAGGAAAUCCAUCACACAAAAGGACAUGUAUGACAGCGAAGAUACGAUUGAAGAGUUAAGCGAUGGAGAUAGUAUUUUAGAGGAAAAAGAGCCGCAACAGCCAAGGAAGAAGAUUUCGUUUGCAUCUCCCGAAGCAUCAUCUUCGUCCUCAUCAAGACCAUCCAUGAAUCAACCACCAAUUCGAAAAUCCUCAACCAAACAACUUGCUGACGAAAUUUCAAACCUUUUGAACAAUGCACCAAUGAGCUCUGAUGAUGAAGAUUAA
Messenger RNA from Naegleria lovaniensis, 3339 nucleotides. RefSeq lists its product as uncharacterized. Gene Ontology annotation, cellular component: condensed chromosome; condensin complex. The transcript has a single exon. Gene Ontology annotation, biological process: mitotic chromosome condensation. The record is from RefSeq and is a predicted model, not a curated record. Lineage: Eukaryota; Heterolobosea; Eutetramitea; Acrasida; Naegleriidae. Bases 1 to 3339 code for a protein of 1112 amino acids.